This is a messenger RNA of Xiphophorus couchianus (Monterrey platyfish), 3370 nucleotides long. Its product is annotated as homeobox-containing protein 1. The record is from RefSeq and is a predicted model, not a curated record. Gene Ontology annotation, molecular function: double-stranded telomeric DNA binding. Bases 793 to 2352 code for a protein of 519 amino acids. Gene Ontology annotation, cellular component: nucleus. NCBI's taxonomy places the organism in Eukaryota, Metazoa, Chordata, Actinopteri, Cyprinodontiformes, Poeciliidae. The transcript has 10 exons. Gene Ontology annotation, biological process: positive regulation of DNA-templated transcription.
AUCGCCAACGUCAGAGCGCAUCUACGUCAGAGCGUUUCGGCCAAUCUGCAACAACGUCUUGUAUGAACCGGAAAGGGUUUUCGGACUGUGGGGCCUGACAGUGGUGUUGGGUCUUGAGAGUGGUGUUGGUGGGGCAGUUACGGUCCCCGUUGCUAGUAGUUAACAAGCUAAGUAGCUAAGUUGACUGCGUUUAAGUUUUUCGGUAAAACACAACCUAUAGUUGCUUACAGCUAAGCAUAAAAAUAUAGAUAUUUGUUGCUAUUACAUUUUCUAAAUUGUUUGUUUUAUCACUUUACCCACAGGGUGCAAGUCUUGGUAGAUAGCUGAAAUAAGUCAGCAUCAAGCUGUUCAUAGACCAAAUUGAGAUUUCCGUUGCUCUACAAAAUAAAAGCAUACCAUCAGACCAUUCCCGUUUUGACCACAAAAUGCUUCACAGCGUUAACGCAAAGCUGGGAACAAUGUAAACGCAACGCAAAUUGAAUCCGUAUCUAAAAGUUAUAUCUUCUGGCCCAGUCCAGAUACGACAUGUAUCAUUUUCGCUUUUCUUUUUUUUUCUUCUUCUUUUUGAACAACUCGAAAUCUCUAACAAGACAGCAGGGCAAACUACAGCAGGAUUGUUUUUGUCGCUCAGGGGAACCAACCGGAGUUCAUGUCGCUAGCUUGGCUAACCCAGCCUGCUAGCGAGUGAUUUGCCAGCAUGCUAAUGGGGACAGUUUAACCGCAGCACACUGCAGUGAGUCUCUCCUGUCUUGAGUCCGUAGAGGUUCCAGCCGAGCUGAAGUCCGCCGAGCCAUGCGACAGUGGUCCGUCCCCACUGCGACCCUUCGCGCUGAGCCACUCCCGGGGUGCCUGUCCGUGUCACCCCCUCCGUCUGACCCCAGUAUGGAGACGUGCGAGGUGGAGCCGCGCUACACCAUCGAGCAGAUCGACCUCCUGCAGCGCCUGCGCCUCUCCGGCAUGACCAAACCCCAGAUCCUCCACGCACUGGAGUCCCUGGAGAGGCUGGACCCAGACCACCGCCCACCGCCACCCCCGUUGCCGCCACGCUGCGACUCCCACCCGGCCCCGCCCAGCAACGCCACACCCGCCGCUGCCCCCGCCCCGUCCUCGUCGUCCUCCUCGUCAUCCUCCUCGCUCUCUCUGGCCUCGGCCACCACCCAGACCUCGGGCCUCGAGGGUGCGGCACUGUCGCCCAGCAACAGCUACGAGGCUUCGCCGCCACCCUUGUACCCCCCCAGCGUGGUGGUGCAGCGGGCGUUCAGCUACGAUAUGAUGGGCGAGGAGGAGUGGGACCUGGAGGAGAAGGUGGAGGAGUACAUGAGAAGAGACAGCAACCUGGUGAAAGAGGAGAUCAAGACGUUCCUGAACAACCGGCGGAUCUCUCAGGCCAUCGUAGGCCAGGUCACAGGCAUCAGCCAGAGCUACAUCUCCCAGUGGCUGCUGCAGCAAGGCCUGGAGAUGAGCGACUCCAAGCGCAGAGCCUUCUACCGCUGGUACCUGCUGGAGAGGAACAACCCAGGCCUGAGGUGGAGUGAAAGCCAGCACAGCGUGAGUCCCAUGGCCAGGGCCAGGGCAGGGGACAGAGAUGGGACGGUAGCAGGGGCGAGCGGCACCCUCCCCAACAUCUUCCCCAACCCCAACACCAACCUGAUGCCCAACCACAGCCCGUCCUGGAGCAGGCAGAGAGAGCUGCUGGUGCACCUGCUGCCGUGGUACACAGCCGCCGCAGCGGCUGCCGCCCAGCCAGGUGCGACCUUGUCGAUGCGCUCUUUGGUGAAGGAGGAACCCGACUGGAGAACGGGUAUCAUCGCCAGCGACAGAGCGGGGAUUGUAGGCGGUCCUCUGAGGCUGCGCAGAGGAAGCAGGUUCACCUGGAGGAAGGAGUGCCAGUCCAUCAUGGAGAGCUUCUUCAUGGAGAAUCAGUAUCCAGAUGAGGCGAAGCGCGAGGAGAUCGCCAGCGCCUGUAAUUCUGUCAUCCAGAAACCAGGCUGUAAGCUGUCAGAGUUUGAGCGGGUGACGGCGUUGAAGGUGUACAACUGGUUCGCCAACCGUCGGAAGGAGAUGAAGAGAAGAGCAAACAUAGAAGCCGCCAUCUUGGAAAGCCAUGGGAUCGAGGUGCCAAGUCCGAGCUGCCACUCGAACGGCGAAGAGGGAGAGCUGCAAGAGUUUGUAGAUCAAGUGAACCAUCGGUUCUCAGAGCAGGAGGACGCCACUUCCCAGAAAAUCGUUGACCAACAAGAUGGCUCCGCGCUGAUCACUGGGGAGGCGAUGGCGGCCCCGCUGAGCCCCGACCCUCAGGGGGCAGAACAGAAGGACAGGGAUUCAAAAAGGGAGUCUGUGGACGAGGAGUGACUAAACCCAGCCAGACUUUCAAUCGUCAUGUCUGAAUAUUAUUCAGUAUAAAACAGAACAGUAAAAUGCCUCCUGCUCCACCCGCGGGUGGAACCUUCUGGGCCAAUGGAAGGAUGGGGGUGGGGGUUGGUUGAAGCCCUUUGAGGUGCCUCAGGUGAGGAGGCCACUGCAUUUAUCAACAGUAAUCCUGCUUAUAAUAAUGGCAAUAUACAGUCUACGUAUAGGUAUAUAAGGUCUGUGAUAUAUAAAUCAAUAUAUAGUGCAUUCCAAGAUGGUAUCAAAAUGCCUAAAUCCUGUGAGGGGAGCAUUAUGUAAAGGACGCCUCACCAUUUGAACAUAAGCUGUUUUUCUUGUUUAUCUUUUGCUACAUGUUUGGUUUACUCCAGCUGCUGAGUGGAACAAGCUGAGCCUGCAGGUCAGGUUUUGAUUGGCUGUUGUAGAGAGUGCGGCUUCUGUCUUUUGAUGAAACAGAAAAGAUAACAAAAAACAAAAAAAUCGCCGUCUUGUUGCUGGGUUGUCUUUGUCUGGUUUAUAAAGCGAUUGAUAGGUUUUAAUCAAUCAGCACGUGUCGUUGACACUAAAUCUGUACAACCUGGAGGGAUAACUCAGGUAAUCCCAAAGUGACAAAUUGCACCACCUUUCCUUUUAUUCUGUGUAUUAUUUUUAUUUUCUUUAAUCUAAAUUGUGCUAAAAGAAAACAGUGUUAUUUAUACUUUUUUGAUUUCAUGGUGUCCUGGACUAGAGAUGCUCCGAGAAGUCAAUUGCUGACUCUAAUCAGACAAUUUUCAACAAUCAGUCCAAAACAACCACCACUACAUGUAACCAAUAGCAGGUAGAGCAUACAGCCACACUCUUCCGUGUGGAUGUUGUUACUGUGGGAAGAACACUUGAUUAUUUUCGGUUUUAGUCAUAAAGUUAGUUUUCUAUGAAAUGUUGAGACAUAUCUGCAUAUCCGCGUGAGAGAGCAAAACUUUGAGCAGAUAACAGGAAGGCUGAAUAGACUGGUGUACACCAAAAC